Molecule: messenger RNA, 279 nt
Organism: Dentiscutata heterogama
Lineage: Eukaryota; Fungi; Glomeromycota; Glomeromycetes; Diversisporales; Gigasporaceae
Source: the annotation of a GenBank genome assembly
UCAGUUAGAAUUUACUAUUCAAAAUUUGAUGAAGAUUUUUCUGAUUCAUUUAAUCCUAUUUCUGAGCCUCACAAUAAAUGGCUAGAAGAAAUCAAUAAUAACAAAUUAUUAAUUGAGAAAAUUGUUGAUAUUUCAAAUCCAGCUUUUAUUGGAAGCAAUAAUUCAUUUAUUGGUAACCAAAGCAGUGUAUUGGAUACUGCAACUAAACGAUUGAGCUCAGGAAAUCUUGAUUAUAACCCUGCAAAUAUAGUGGCGCGAAUAUUCAUUGAAGAUAAUUAA